Molecule: messenger RNA, 2028 nt
Organism: Grammomys surdaster
Lineage: Eukaryota; Metazoa; Chordata; Mammalia; Rodentia; Muridae
Gene: Wdr76
Product: WD repeat domain 76
Exons: 13
Biological process (GO): regulation of DNA damage checkpoint
Cellular component (GO): nucleus
Molecular function (GO): protein binding; DNA binding
Source: RefSeq, a predicted model, not a curated record
AGCUCCCCUGCUCAGUGGCAGAAAGAUGUCUGAGAUUUCUAGGUUGAUUGCUGAGGCUGAGGAAAAGGCGGGCUCCAAAGGAUGUCCCCAGGUGCAGGUGAAUGAAUAUGAAGAAAAUGAAAAUAUUGCUUAUACUUCUCUGAGACCGAUACAGAUUACAACUUUAAGGAAAACAGCCAAGGUUUAUCUCUACCCGUUUUCGCUCAGCAAUUCUAAGCUAGGCCUAUUUAAGUUCUCCAAAUCCCUGGUUGAAAAUAAUUCUAGCAAAUCAGUGGUUCAUAAGAAGACAGAUCAGAAGAAAACUUGUAGAAAGGUUUUAACUUCAAAAAUGAAGGCAUUUUCUUCUAAGGCAGAAUCUCUUCUGCUGAAACCAUCCUUGGAAGCUUAUACUGAAAGCACCAAGCUGGACCACAAGAGCUCCUUGGAUUCAGUGACUCCCAGUGUGGACAUGGAGAGCAGCGACGAAGACAGUGCAGCAGGCCUGGAUGAUUUUUCAGGAUUGUCACCUUAUGAGAGGAAGAGAAUGAGGAACAUCAGAGAAAAUGCAAACUUUUUUGCUUCCCUUCAGUUAGCUGAGUCAGCUGCAAGGCUCCGUGGAAUGAUCAAGAAGAAUGUGCCACCUGAAUCAAAGAGAAAGAGGCCUAAGAAGAAAGAAAAUGAAAUCGGAUGUCGAAGGUCCAUGCGGUUGUUGAAAGUAGACCCUUUGGGAGUUUCAUUACCAGCAUCUCCAACACAGCCAACAUUAGUAGAAGAAGAAAAUCCUUUGUUACCUCCUGGACCCUUAGAAAUGAUUCCUGAAAACCAAGAUGACAACAGUAAACUGUUCAAAGCGUCUUUGAAGACAUGGGCAGAGAUGAGCCAGACAAGUAAUGGGAAGACCAAGAAAGGGCUAUCUAGUAUUAAAAGCUACAAAGCCAAGUUAAGUGGUAUGGUCCUCAGUGAAGCUACUGUUUGUAAGGUGACCAAAGGAGCAGUCUCCUCUGUGGCCCUCCAUCCAUCAGAAGUGAGAACCUUGGUAGCAGCUGGGUCCAAGUCUGGACGAAUUGGAUUUUGAGAUUUAACCCAGCAGAGUGAAGAUGGGAUGUAUGUUUUCCAUCCUCACAGUCGGCAUGUUAGCUGCCUUUCUUUCUCACCCACCAACCCAGCCCACCUAUUGUCCCUGAGCUAUGAUGGCACACUGCGAUGUGGAGAUUUUUCCAGUGCUGUUUUUGAAGAGGUAUACAGGAAUGAGAGAAAUAGUCUGUCCUCCUUUGACUUCUUGGACGAUGCCUCCAGUCUGCUAGUGGGACACUGGGAUGGACAUUUGUCACUGGUAGAUAGACGGACACCUGGAACUUCUUAUGAGAAGUUUUUAAAUUCAUCUUUGGAAAAAAUAAGAACUGUUCAUGUCCACCCAUUAUCCAAACAGUAUUUUAUCACUGCAGGAUUGAGGGACGCUCAUGUUUAUGAUGCCAGGUGCCUGAAGUCCAAGGGAAGCCAGCCUUUGAUCUCCUUGACUGAGCACUCGAAGAGCAUUGCCUCUGCGUAUUUCUCCCCUGUUACUGGUAACAGAGUGGUGACCACAUGUGCUGACUGUAAGCUCAGGGUCUUUGACAGCAGCUCCAUAUCUUCCCAGCUUCCUCUCAUCAGCACCAUCAGGCAUAACACCUUCACUGGGAGAUGGCUAAUGAGGUUCCAAGCUGUGUGGGACCCUAAACAAGAAGAUUGCUUCAUAGUUGGUAGCAUGGACCACCCACGGCGGGUGGAAGUCUUCCACGAGACAGGGAAGAAUGUACAUUCUCUUUGGGGAGAAUGUCUUGCAUCUGUGUGUUCCCUCAGUGUUAUGCAUCCUACACAAUAUAUUCUGGCUGGAGGUAAUUCUAGUGGGAAGUUACAUGUUUUUAUGCAUCAAGAAACCUCAGUCAUUGAGUAGGUUCGACAAAUUGUUGAAGUUGUUCUGUGGCUAAAGAACCUGGAGACUUGUUGAACUCAGCUUAGUGCAUCUGUUUGGUCAUGUGUUACAUUUAUUAAAUAUAAUAUUGCUUCUCA